Diaporthe citri is the source of this 1341-nucleotide messenger RNA. RefSeq lists its product as uncharacterized. The transcript has a single exon. The coding region runs from base 1 to 1341 and encodes 446 amino acids. Lineage: Eukaryota; Fungi; Ascomycota; Sordariomycetes; Diaporthales; Diaporthaceae. Gene Ontology annotation, biological process: siderophore biosynthetic process. The record is from RefSeq and is a predicted model, not a curated record.
AUGGCACGCCUCUCGCUGGCAACCUGGGCCUCGGCUGACCCGGUGAUCAAACUUCCACACCCAUGCCUGACCCCAUACUUCAUCACAUCCUCCAGCAGGGCGGCAUCAUCCUCCUCGACCAAGCUGCACCAGCUGAGCACACCUGAACAACCCGACUCCCAGACACAGACUCCCCCAGAGCCCCUUCACAGCGAGAGUCUCCACUUCAGCGAGCCCGAGGACCUCAAGUCCAGCGAGCUCCCGCCCCAGUCCAACAACACAGCAUGGGCGCGCGCCCGGCGCUCACCCUCGUCCAGCCUCGUCUGGGACGGUGACGCCGCCCCGACGCUGGCCCAGACGUGGCUGUUCAUCUACGUGCUGUUCACCGUCCGGCCGGACGAGGAGUUCAUCCGCAUCAGCCUCAGCGGCGCCGGCAGCGACACCCUCGCAAACCAGCUGCGCGCCACCAUGCUGGCGGUCGACCACCCGCAGGGCGUCAGCCCCAGCGCCAGUGCCCCCGAGGAGCUGGUCCUGCUGCGCGCGUCCUUCUGGCAGGGCGCGGGGUCCCCCUUCGGCGCGCGCGGCGCCUGGGUCCCGACGGACAUCCCCGGGACGGUGUACGCCUCUGCAGCCGCCCCGGCCCUCACAUACACGAUGACCUCAGACGCGGGCGCGGCGCAGGCGUGGCACCCGCGGCGGGCGCCCAAGCCGCGGCCGGGCAGCACGGUGUACUCGCGGUGGGUGCCGCACCUGCGCGAGACCUUCAGCAUGGUGGCGCUGGACCACGGCGACCCGUCGCACGUGGCGCUGUUCCACGCGUGGCAGAACGACCCGCGCGUCAGCGCCGGGUGGGACGAGGCGGGAACGCUGGACCAGCACAAGGGCUACCUGGCGCGGGCGCACGCGGACCCGCACCGGCUCGCGGUGCUGGCGGCGUUCGACGGGGUCUUCUUCGCGUACUUUGAGACGUACUGGGCCCGCGAGGACCCCCUGGGCGCGUACUACCCGAGCACCAGCGACUUUGACCGCGGUCGCCACAGUCUCGUCGGCGAUGUGCGGUACCGUGGCGCCCAUCGCGUUGGGGCGUGGUGGAGCAGUCUUAUGCACUACCUGUUCCUCGACGACCCGCGCACAAUGCAGGUCGUCGGUGACCCCAAGUUCACAAAUUCCACUGUGCUGGCGUACGACCUCGUCCACGGUUUUGGCCUCGACAAGUUCGUCGAUCUGCCGCACAAGAGGGGCGCCCUCAUGAGGUGUUCCCGCGAGCGCUUCUUCCAGAUCUGCCCGCUUGCCGAGGACGAGCGCGAGAGGAAGCAGAAGGUCGUCGGCGGGACGCUGGUUGGCUUGGUGCCAAAGCUGUGA